Messenger RNA from Ustilaginoidea virens, 966 nucleotides. RefSeq lists its product as uncharacterized. Gene Ontology annotation, biological process: thiamine biosynthetic process. The transcript is spliced from 2 exons. Bases 1 to 966 code for a protein of 321 amino acids. The record is from RefSeq and is a predicted model, not a curated record. NCBI's taxonomy places the organism in Eukaryota, Fungi, Ascomycota, Sordariomycetes, Hypocreales, Clavicipitaceae.
AUGAGCCCCCCGGCUGCCGUUUCCCCUCCGCAGCAAGUUUCCGAGCUUGUGACGCCGACGUCCAAACUUGCCGUGGGUGGCGGCGGCGCCAAAGCAAAGACGCUCGAGGAGAUGAUGGGUCAGUGGGACAGCUUCAAGUUUGCCCCUAUCCGCGAAAGCCAGGUCUCUCGGGCCAUGACUCGUCGCUACUUCCGGGAUCUCGACACCUAUGCCGAGUCUGACAUUGUCAUCGUCGGUGCUGGUUCCUGCGGCCUCAGUGCCGCGUAUGUCCUCGGCAAGCAUAGACCCGACCUGAAAAUUUGCAUCAUCGAAGCGUCCGUCUCCCCGGGCGGUGGUGCCUGGCUGGGUGGGCAACUGUUUUCUGCCAUGGUGAUGAGAAAGCCGGCCGAUGCCUUUCUCCGAGAAAUCGGCGUUCCUUACGAGGAUGAGGGCAAUUAUGUGGUUGUCAAGCAUGCGGCCCUCUUCACCUCGACCAUCAUGUCCAAGGUGCUGGCGCUGCCCAACGUCAAGAUGUUCAACGCCACCUGUGUUGAAGACUUGAUUACUCGCCCUUCCGAACAGGGCGUCCGAAUCUCGGGCGUCGUCACCAACUGGACCCUGGUUUCCAUGCAUCACGACGACCAGUCCUGCAUGGACCCCAAUACCAUCAACGCUCCUCUCGUCAUCUCCACCACUGGUCACGAUGGUCCCAUGGGUGCCUUUUCUGUGAAGCGUCUCGUGAGCAUGCAGCGUAUCGAGAAGCUGGGUGGCAUGCGUGGUCUCGACAUGAAUUCUGCCGAAGAUGCCAUUGUCAAAAACACCCGCGAGAUUGUUCCCGGUCUCAUUGUCGGUGGGAUGGAGCUAUCCGAGGUCGAUGGCGCCAACCGCAUGGGUCCUACUUUUGGCGCUAUGGCUCUCAGCGGCCUGAAGGCUGCUGAGGAGGCGCUCAAGGUUUUCGACAUGCGUGCCAAGCAAAAUGCCGUCUAG